UGGUGGGGGCAUCCAUGGCGGUCUUUGAUUCCUCCUCCAUUGUCUUCUAGGGCUUCUCGCUUCUGAUCUGAGCUCUGCGCAGGAAAAGAAACGGUGGAAAGCCAAGAUGAUGUCCAGAUCGUACACCAACCUUCUCGAUUUGGCCUCGGGGAACUUUGAGGCGCUGAGUCUUGGCGGCGGCGGCGGAGGCGGAGGAGGAGGAGGAGGAGCGCGAGGGUUGCGGCGGAUGUCUAGAGUGAUGACGGUGCCGUGUUCGCUGGCGGAACUGCAGGAGGAGGAGGAGCGGGCUAGCAGCGUGGCCUCCGACGUGCAGUCCUCGCAGGCGCAGGAGCGGAUCAUCAUCGUGGCCAACCAGCUCCCGGUGCGGGCUCGCCGCCGUCCGGACGGCCGCGGGUGGAGCUUCUCCUGGGACGAGGACUCCCUCCUUCUCCAGCUCAAGGACGGGCUCCCGGAAGACAUGGAGGUGCUCUACGUUGGCUCCCUCCAAGUCGACGUGGAGGCUCACGAGCAGGACGAUGUGGCACAGACGCUGCUCGAUCGGUUCAAGUGCGUGCCGGCCUUCCUCCCUCCGGAUCUGUAUGACCGCUUCUACCAUGGAUUCUGCAAGCGCCGCCUCUGGCAGCUCUUCCACUACAUGCUUCCCUUCUCCGCCUCCUCCUCCUCCCGAAGCGCUCGCUUCGAUCGGUCCUUGUGGGAGGCAUACGUCCUCGCCAACAAGCUCUUCUCCAAUAAGGUGAUCGAGGUGAUCAACCCGGAAGACGACUACGUCUGGAUCCACGACUACCACCUUAUGGCCCUCCCAACUUUUCUCCGCCGCCGCUUCAAUCGCCUCCGGAUGGGCUUUUUCCUCCACGUCCCGUUCCCUUCUUCUGAGAUCUACCGCACUCUCCCCUUUCGCGAGGAGAUCCUCAAAGCCCUCCUCAACUGCGACCUCAUCGGCUUCCACACAUUUGACUACGCCCGCCACUUCCUCUCCUGCUGCAGCCGCAUGCUUGGCAUCGAAUACCAAUCCAAGCGUGGCUACAUCGGCCUGGACUACUUUGGUCGCACCAUCGGGAUCAAGAUUUUACCCGUCGGCAUCCACAUGAGCCAGCUUCAGUCCAUGCUCCGCCUCCCCGACAAGGAGUGGCGGGUAAACGAGCUUCGCCAGCAGUUUGACGGAAAAACCGUUCUCCUCGGCGUCGACGACAUGGACUUAUUCAAAGGGAUCAACCUCAAGCUGCUUGCUUUUGAGCAGAUGCUAAAACUUCACCCCAAGUGGCAGGGGAGAGCAGUCCUCGUCCAAAUUGCCAAUCCAGCAAGGGCCCAAGGAAAGGAUCUCAAAGAGAUCCAGGACGAGAUUGACGAGAGCUGUCAAAGGAUCAAUGCGACCUUUGGUCAUGAAGGGUACAGCCCAGUGGUUCUCAUCGAGCGACCCAUGUCGGCGGUUGAGAAGAUUGCUUACUAUACUAUUGCGGACUGUGUAGUUGUCACUGCUGUUAGGGACGGCUUGAACUUGACUCCCUAUGAGUACAUUGUUUGCAGACAAGGGGCAUUUGACUCCAAUGACUCAGUGGCAAAUGACCCAAACAAGAGCAUGCUGGUGGUCUCAGAAUUCAUUGGUUGCUCUCCCUCUCUUAGCGGUGCGAUUCGAGUCAACCCAUGGAAUAUAGAGACCACUGGGGAAGCAAUGAAUGAGGCUAUCUCCCUUUCUGAUGGGGAGAAACAAUUGCGACAUGAGAAACACUACCGUUAUGUCAAAACUCAUGAUGUCGCUUAUUGGUCAAAGAGCUUCAUGCAGGACUUGGAGAGAACCUGCAAGGACCAUUUCAGGAGGAGCAGUUGGGGAAUUGGUCUUGGAUUUGGAUUCAGGGUGGUGGCAAUGGAUCCCAAUUUUAGAAAGCUUGAUGCUGAACAAAUUGUCUCAGCUUAUACAAAUUCUAAGAGUAGGGCUAUCUUACUGGAUUAUGAUGGAACAUUGGUGCCACAAACAUCCAUCAACAAAAAGCCUAACCUAGAAGUUAUUAGGAUAGUCAAUACUCUUUGUGAAGAUAACAACAAUGUAGUUUUUAUUGUCAGUGGAAGAGGCCGGCAAAGUCUAAAUGAUUGGUUUUCACCAUGCGAGGAGCUUGGAAUUGCAGCAGAACAUGGAUACUUCAUUAGGUGGACUCAACAUGAAGGAUGGGAAACCCAUAGCCAGGCCAUGGAUUUUUCAUGGAUGCAGAUUGCUGAACCCGUGAUGAAACUGUAUACAGAGUCUACUGAUGGAUCUGCUAUUGAAACCAAAGAAAGUGCUUUAGUUUGGCAUCAUAGGGAUGCAGAGCCUGGGUUUGGGUCUUCCCAGGCAAAGGAAAUGCUGGAUCAUUUAGAGAGUGUACUUACAAAUGAACCUGUCACUGUGAAGAGUGGCAAGUUUAUUGUUGAAGUUAAACCUCAGGGAGUUAGCAAAGGCCUAGUAGCAGAGAAAAUUCUGUCGUCAAUGGCUGCAAAGGGAAGACCAGCUGAUUUUUUGCUGUGCAUUGGGGAUGACAGGUCAGAUGAGGACAUGUUUGAAGGCAUUUCUGGUGUAGUAGCAAAGGAUAUGGUAGCUUCUAAUGCGUUAAUGUUUGGUUGCACUGUUGGCCAGAAGCCAAGCAAGGCUCGCUAUUACUUGGAUGAUACAAAUGCUGUCUUACACACACUUUCAGCACUUGCUGAUGCCUCUGAGUCUUCCAUUUCGUUCGAGGAGACAAUUGAACUACCCCCAUCCACUCAGAUCUAAAUUGAUAAUUCACAGUGAUAGUUUGUUCGUAGUAGCUCUUGCAUUGCAUUGGAUUUCCCAAAAUUUUCCCAUGGCCCUCAAAACCAACAUAGAUCUGAACAUCUGAUUGACUUGUGUAUUUAUGUCUGAUCAGAUUGCUUAGAAGAAAAUACUCUGUUCAUGUUCGGAGAUUCUGCAAGGAAGAAACAUUUCCAAUGAUCUAUAUACUCGCAUAGUAGCAGCCCAUUCCCUGCUGAGGCGAGUUAUUCCACUUAAUUGAUCGGGAGCCAGGUUAGGAAGAAGAAAUUUACGACUACUACCAUUUUUUUGACAUUCUUGUGAAUGAAGAUCAAUGCGAAAUGUAGAUUAAUGGCUUCAACAUGUCAACCAACUGAAUAUUAUUGAUCGUGUGUUUUCAACUAAAAGUGUGAAAUUGCAUUAAAUUUUUUUUGGUUA
Molecule: messenger RNA, 3175 nt
Organism: Zingiber officinale
Lineage: Eukaryota; Viridiplantae; Streptophyta; Magnoliopsida; Zingiberales; Zingiberaceae
Product: probable alpha,alpha-trehalose-phosphate synthase [UDP-forming] 7
Exons: 3
Coding region: 107-2740 (877 amino acids)
Biological process (GO): trehalose biosynthetic process
Cellular component (GO): cytosol
Molecular function (GO): catalytic activity
Source: RefSeq, a predicted model, not a curated record